Molecule: messenger RNA, 1176 nt
Organism: Papilio machaon (common yellow swallowtail)
Lineage: Eukaryota; Metazoa; Arthropoda; Insecta; Lepidoptera; Papilionidae
Exons: 9
Coding region: 174-1013 (279 amino acids)
Source: RefSeq, a predicted model, not a curated record
AGAAACCGAGAAAAUAGAUGUUAUUUAAUAUUGUUUUAAAUAUAUUUUCUCUGAAUAACGCCAUUAUUAACUAAUAAGUAACUAUAAUUUAUACUUCCCUAAAUAUUUACAUUAUUAAUUAAGUGCUUCGUUUAACAGUUUUCGUCGUGGAUUCCAAAACAAGCGUAUUGGAGAUGUGUACGGAGACGUGGCGAGGCGCGGGCGUGGCGCGAUCGCCGUCACACGAAUCUGUAACAACAGAUUUAUCGUUGUUCAGUGUGUCGUCAGCUGCCUCAGAUGCCAGAGUGCUACGUAUGCUGGCAUGCAAGGCGGGCCAAGGCCCAGAUCCGUCCAUCAGAGUGGCAAGUCCUAAUCCAGAUGGCAAAGCUUCUAAAAGAUCAUCAGCAACACUGCCACUGGCAUCUGGUGAGAGUGGGGAUGCAUGUCGCGAGGUGUUGGCUGGUUGUGCAGCAUUGUGCGCACAGCUCGGUCUACGUCGCUCAUUCAGUGCGGCUGAUGUAUGUCAAGUGCACAACCCACCACCACCCAGGAGCGCUACUUCGGAGGUAGGUUUGUGCGCUGCUCUGGAGGCUCUCACAAUGAACGCAGCAUCUCGUUCUUGCAGCACUUGGGUCGCCGUGGGCGGAUCUCAACUGCCGUCUCCGCAGCGAGCUCACCCAUCACAUCUCACACCGCGCCCUCAGCCCAGCGAUAAUAAAAAAGUACGUCAGAACUACAUAAAGAAACGUCUACUGACUACUUACCGGGCGUUAGAAAGAAUGUCUCAGUCCGAAUUCAAUUUGGAUAGACUCGAGCAAGCGGCCGCAGCAUCAGCUGCUGGACGCAACACAGGCAACAGUCUGGCUGCACCAACUGUUAGACCUAACACACGUCUACUGCAUCCUGAGACGGCACAUCUGGUGCUGACUGCUGCGGACUUGGAGCGCGAACGUGGACGUCCACUGUCCAAAUACGAGCGUAAUAUGAUGAUUUUCAACUGGCUGCAUACCCUAGAUGAAGGAGCACCUUUCUAGAUCUAUUUGGGUAGCCAAUAACUAGAUUGAUUACCUUACAUCUUGAUAUCAACUGGAAUAAGGUGUUAACUGUGUAGUUUACCUUAAGCUUCUAAAUCGACAUCCCACCAACUAUAAGAUUACCUUUUCUGUCAAAUAUGUUAACUAAGUGUUGGAAUAAGUU